This is a messenger RNA of Tupaia belangeri chinensis (Chinese tree shrew), 2620 nucleotides long. RefSeq names its product zDHHC palmitoyltransferase 9 (gene ZDHHC9). Gene Ontology annotation, biological process: peptidyl-L-cysteine S-palmitoylation; protein targeting to membrane. The record is from RefSeq and is a predicted model, not a curated record. Gene Ontology annotation, molecular function: protein-cysteine S-palmitoyltransferase activity. NCBI's taxonomy places the organism in Eukaryota, Metazoa, Chordata, Mammalia, Scandentia, Tupaiidae. Gene Ontology annotation, cellular component: endoplasmic reticulum; Golgi apparatus.
CUCCCAGGCCGGGUUUCCCUUCCUGGUCUCUUCGCCCGCUGGCCCGGGUGAUCGGGAGGAGACUGUUUUCCAGGGUUAGAAAUUGGACUUUUGAUGAUGUUUGACCCAGUGGCAGCAAUAGCAGGCAACGUGAUUUCAAAGCUGGGCUCAGCCUCCAUUUCUUCUCUCGUGUAAUCACCAAGCAAGCUCCUUUUGGACCAGGAAUUCCAAUCAUGUCUGUGAUGGUGGUGAGAAAGAAGGUGACACGGAAAUGGGAGAAACUCCCAGGAAGGAACACGUUCUGCUGCGAUGGCCGCGUCAUGAUGGCCCGACAAAAGGGCAUCUUCUACUUGACCCUCUUCCUCAUCCUGGGAACCUGCACACUCUUCUUCGCCUUCGAAUGCCGCUACCUGGCUGUGCAGCUGUCUCCUGCCAUCCCCGUGUUUGCUGCCAUGCUCUUCCUUUUCUCCAUGGCUACCCUGUUGAGGACGAGCUUCAGUGACCCUGGAGUGAUUCCCCGGGCCCUGCCAGAUGAAGCAGCUUUCAUAGAAAUGGAAAUAGAAGCUACCAAUGGCGCAGUACCCCAGGGCCAGCGACCACCACCUCGUAUCAAGAAUUUCCAGAUAAACAACCAGAUUGUGAAACUGAAAUACUGUUAUACAUGCAAGAUCUUCCGGCCGCCCCGGGCCUCCCAUUGCAGCAUCUGUGACAACUGUGUGGAAGCUACCAAUGGCGCAGUACCCCAGGGCCAGCGACCACCACCUCGUAUCAAGAAUUUCCAGAUAAACAACCAGAUUGUGAAACUGAAAUACUGUUAUACAUGCAAGAUCUUCCGGCCGCCCCGGGCCUCCCAUUGCAGCAUCUGUGACAACUGUGUGGAGCGCUUCGACCAUCACUGUCCCUGGGUGGGGAACUGUGUUGGAAAGAGGAACUACCGCUACUUCUACCUCUUCAUCCUUUCUCCUCACAAUCUAUGUCUUCGCCUUCAACAUCGUCUAUGUGGCCCUCAAAUCCCUGAAAAUUGGCUUCCUGGAGACGUUGAAAGAAACUCCUGGAACUGUCCUAGAAGUCCUCAUUUGCUUCUUCACACUCUGGUCCGUCGUGGGACUGACUGGAUUUCACACCUUCCUCGUGGCUCUCAACCAGACAACCAAUGAAGAUAUUAAAGGAUCAUGGACAGGGAAGAAUCGUGUCCAGAAUCCCUAUAGCCAUGGCAACAUUGUGAAGAACUGCUGUGAAGUGCUGUGUGGCCCCUUGCCCCCCAGUGUACUGGAUCGAAGAGGCAUUUUGCCGCUAGAGGAAAGUGGAAGUCGACCUCCCAGUACUCAAGAGACCAGUAGCAGCCUCUUGCCACAGAGUCCUGCCCCAACAGAACAUCUGAACUCAAAUGAGAUGCCGGAGGACACCAGUACUCCCGAAGAGAUGCCUCCUCCGGAGCCCCCAGAGCCGCCACAGGAGGCGACUGAAGCUGAGAAGUAGCCUCUCUGUGGAAGAGACUUUUGUUUGUGUUUAAUUAGGGCUAUGAGAGAUUUCAGGGGAGAAGAUAAACCUGAGACAGAGAGCAAGUAAGCUGUCCUUCUUACCGUUUUUCUUUGGUCUUUAGUCACCCAGUUGCACUCUGGCAUUUUCCUGCUGCAAGCUUUUUUUUAAUUUCUGGACUCAAGGCAGUAGCAGAAGAUGUCAGUCACCUCUGAAAACUGGACAAAUGGGUCUCUGGGACCCUGGCACUGGUUUUCCAUGGCCUCAGCCACAGGGUCUCCUUAAACUCCCGUCUCUUCCUUCCAGAUCCCAGCUCUCCUGCUUGGGGUCAUUGGUCUCAAGAACCUAACGGUUCUUGAGACUAGCUCAAAUGCUCUUAAGCCGCUGCAUACCCCAGAUCCAGAGGCAGGCACAGAGACCUCUAGCCAGGGAAUCCAAACUGGGUUCUGAGGUCCCUCAGAAUUGACAAGGACAGAGAGUGGGGUUGGAGGAUGCUCCUGGCUACGAAGUGCCAGCAUUGCCAGCUAAUCCUUUUAGGAAUAGGGCAGGUACCUUCCCCUUGUUGUAUUUAUUCGUGUGGUCCCUCCUUCGUCCCCGUCCAAUCUGACACCCAGCCGCACUCUUCCCAUUAGGUAUAUGUGAGUAGUUGUAGUAGAGAUAACAAUUCACAUUUCUUGUAGACUCCCCAGGAACUCUGUAAUACCUGUGCCGUUCUCAACAAGACUUUCGGAGAUGCCGACGGCAUAGCCCUCACUCUCUGUCUCAUCUCUCCUCCUUCCUCAUUAGCCCCUUUUCAUUUUUCUCCUUUUGACUCUUGCUCCCAUGAGGAGCAGAAUGGCAGUAAUAAAAGUCUGCACUCUGGUGUUUCCUUUUCCUCAGAGGAAGUCCGAGUGCUCACUUAAACACUACCCCCUCAGACUCCCUGUGUGAGGCCUGCAGAGGCCCUGAAUGCACAAAUGGGGAAACCAAGGCACAGAGAGGCUCUCCUCUCCUCUUCUCUCCCCCUAUGUCCCCUCAAAAACAAAAAAGAAUAAAAAAGGCUAACUAGUACUUCCAUUAAGCCUCGGCUGAGUGAGGGAAAGCCCAGUACUGCUGCCCUCCUGGGGAACCCACUCCAAGGCCUUGGCCCACCUCGGGCUAUAGGAACCACACUGGGGGCUGC